AAAAAAAAACCUGCUGUUCCUUUGAAAACCUUUUUUUUAUUGUUGUUAGCUUAUUCAUCCUUCGGAGGCAGCCGUUUUCCUAACUGCGAAGACCAGAAGACGAUCUCCGGCUCCUGCUGCUUUCGCGUUAGCUAACGUUAUUUUAAACGAUGACAGAGUACAAAGUGCGAAUAGCGUCUCCAAUCAUUUAAUAAUAUCUGGGGACCUGUUAGCUUAGCCAGCUAGCCUCGGUAAUUCGAUUAGACCAAGGGAAACACGGCGAAACACACUGCUGACAUGAUGUUUCCUCAAUCAAGGCACUCGGCAUCCUCUCAGUCCAGUCAACCUCUCAAGUUCACCACUUCUGAUUCCUGUGAUCGCAUCAAGGAUGAGUUCCAGUUCCUCCAAGCACAGUACCACAGUUUAAAGUUGGAGUGUGAUAAACUGGCUUCUGAAAAGUCAGAGAUGCAGCGUCACUAUAUCAUGUACUAUGAAAUGUCCUACGGGCUGAACAUUGAAAUGCACAAACAGGCCGAAAUAGUGAAGAGACUGAAUGGCAUCUGUGCUCAGGUGCUGCCUUACCUGUCACAAGAGCAUCAACAACAAGUCAUGGGCGCUAUAGAGAGAGCCAAGCAAGUCACACCCCCUGAGAUGAACUCCAUUAUACGGCAACAGCUCCAGGUGCAACACCUGUCCCAGCUCCAGGGCCUGGCCCUGCCUGUGGCCCCGUUGCCCCUGGGCCUCACCCCUCCCACCCUGCCUGCCGUCUCCUCCAGCUCCGGCCUGCUCUCCCUCUCCUCCAUCCUGGCCAACUACUCCCACGGCCAGGCCCAGGCGGUGAAGGAGGACAAGGCCCGGGAAGCGGCGGAGAGAGCACCCCGAGGAGAGGACGGGGACAAGUCAGACUAGAUCAGACACAGCCAGGAGGUUUGGAGAGGGUGGUUGUGGGGUGAGAUGUCUAAAGGAAAAAAACAAAAAAAAAAGAGAGAGGUAAAA
Messenger RNA from Etheostoma spectabile (orangethroat darter), 975 nucleotides. RefSeq names its product TLE family member 5. NCBI's taxonomy places the organism in Eukaryota, Metazoa, Chordata, Actinopteri, Perciformes, Percidae. Gene Ontology annotation, biological process: regulation of DNA-templated transcription; negative regulation of canonical Wnt signaling pathway. Gene Ontology annotation, molecular function: protein binding; transcription corepressor activity. Gene Ontology annotation, cellular component: nucleus; transcription regulator complex. The record is from RefSeq and is a predicted model, not a curated record.